CCUUUUCCCCUCGCAGGUCAAAAAGAUAAUAAUAAAAAAUAACAACGAUGAAUAUAUAUGAAUCGCCUCCAACUGUACGGCAUAUACGGAGUAUAUCUGAAUUAUGAAGUAAUAUCGACUAACCGUAGAAGCUCAGAAAUCCAAUACGGCAAUGGGUACACUAGGUAUUACCAUUUCUUUGUCUGAAUAGAUUCUUUUGAUCCUCGGAUCAUCCCUCGCAAACUUUACAGAAAGGGUACAGGCAAGCCUAAACGGAUCUACAAUCCUUUACGAGAGAACAAGCAUGGCACCCCCACAAAUGCUUGCGGCAGCAAAACCCGUAUUUGGCGCCCGUUUCGAUGCUUGGAAUUCAUCAGCUACAGGCCAUCAACGAGCAGAGAAUAAGUUGGCUGGCUCGACAGGAUGGAGAGAAUCUCGCGCAACGAAGUUACGCCAUCAGUUCAAGUCUGGCGGUACAGGUGACAAAAGGAUUUCCGAUAGAGUUGGUGCAGGAUCUGAAGACUGGGAUGAGAAAGCGAAAGCCCUGAUUCCAAAAGAGGUCAAGGCAAGAGCAAGACAAAGUGUCAGUGAUAUGUUGGUGGGGAAACCAGGCUGUAUGUUUUGUUGUCCCUUCUAGAUUCCCUGUCUGUUGUUGCCAAAUAUACUUUACUGAUGCUUGUCUCUCCCGUUUAGUGCCAAUGAGCGCCGAAGAGCGAUUGAUGGAGAAGCGGAGACUCGAAGAUGAAACGAAAGUGGAAGAGGAGGAUCUAGCCCAAAAGUCUAGAGGCAUCUUUGAUGAGUUGGUCAUAUACAUAAACGGGAGUACAUAUCCAAUGGUCUCGGACCACAAGCUCAAGCACUUGCUGGCAGAGAAUGGGGCACGAAUGUCUAUGCAUCUGGGCAGACGCCAAGUCACACACAUUAUCUUGGGCAAACCCUCACAUGUAGGAAGUGGAGCUGGAGGUGGUUUGGCUGGCGGGAAGUUAGAGAAAGAGAUACGAAGGAUCGGUGGUUGUGGAGUUAAAUAUGUCGGUGUAGAAUGGUACGGAGCUGCCGGCAUCCCCUGUUCGCAAAUUCAUCUAAUCAUUUGGCCAUACAGGGUACUAGAAAGUAUUAAAGCUGGAAAAAGAUUGCCCGAGACGCGGUUCUCGAACCUCAAGGUGGCUCCAAAAAGUCAGCAGAGCGUUUACGGCAUGUUCAAGAAAACGGCCAAACGUGGAUUAGCGAAUGGCCCAAAGGACAUCGAUUGAGAGAAGGGCAUGCAAUUCGUUCAUCCCUAAACUUUUGUUUCAUUCAGAGUCUAAAGCUCGAGUUUCGAGAAGUAAGUCAUCGAGGUCAAUGCAUAUGAUGGGUAGGUAUUUAUAUGUCAUGGGAGCUAUAUUCGGCUGACUGCUUGCUUCUACGGCGUUGUGUUGAAGUUUGAUGUGCAUCCUGGGUGGCUGCAUAGCGCCUGCGAAGGAAAUAGGGAAUAUCCAUUAUUGGUGGUCUAGAGGCGUUUGGUGGGAUUUGGAUAAAGCUGUACCAUGACAUAAUUUGAUAUCAAAGCAAUGAAGAAUAAUCAACUGCAUACAUUGCCAUGCAUGGGUGGUAUUCUUUGGAAGAACGACGAGGCAUCGUUCUCGAUAAUGACAUUAAAUACUUUGAGUUGAGUCUAUAUAUCCAAUGCUCUAUAGAUCAUCUACCCUUUUUGGAUCUGAAGAUAUUCUUCGAUACUCCAGGAAUACCUGAGUAUCGGGAAUCGAGGCGAUGGCAAUGGUUCCUUGAACGCAUGAUCCAGGAUCAUUUGAUUGUGGCUGUAAGUUAUGAUUCUGAUAGUAUUCACAAUACAAUCAAUCCGUAUCUGACUCAAUGACUUCUCUCAUGUCGUAGCGAUUUGAAGUUAUUGAUAAUCAAAUCCUUUAAAUGUCCAUUCGAAACUACUCGUAGAAAUGGAGAUUCAAUUAUCGGAACCGGCGAAAUAGUUUUGGCGAUGUACGUUGCCCCGUAAACAAGGAAAAACCACCAUUCACAACAGAUCUUACGAAAAUGUUUGUCCACCACCACACAAUAUCUCAAACAUUGCAUGACCACUACUCAGAAAGAUACACAUUCACAAUUCCAAUCACAAACAAGGAGGGUUAGCAGAUGGCGGAACCCCUAUUGGAUUUAACCAGCGGAAAUAUCAAUUCUGGAAGUCCGUCAGUUAUUAGCAACACAAACAACAUGUCGGAAGAUACCAGCUAUACCGAAAACACACCUAUGAGCGGGAGCGUGGGGAGUCCACCAAGUUC
Molecule: messenger RNA, 2249 nt
Organism: Sclerotinia trifoliorum
Lineage: Eukaryota; Fungi; Ascomycota; Leotiomycetes; Helotiales; Sclerotiniaceae
Source: the annotation of a GenBank genome assembly